Messenger RNA from Suillus paluster, 1308 nucleotides. RefSeq lists its product as uncharacterized. The coding region runs from base 248 to 997 and encodes 249 amino acids. The transcript has 5 exons. The record is from RefSeq and is a predicted model, not a curated record. Lineage: Eukaryota; Fungi; Basidiomycota; Agaricomycetes; Boletales; Suillaceae.
GUGACAACUCUACAGGAUUGGAUCAUAGCUCCACUGGGUCACCUCAUUUACAUCAGAUCUUUCGGGUAGCCAACAACCUGAUAUUCCUAAUACUUCAUCAGCAACUAUUCAUCACCAGUGUUCGUCACACAAUCUGGAAACACAAUCCACACCGGCGGCACCUCUAUUUCCGUUCUCACGACCGUACUCCUCACCUGACGGACAUUUGAGCUCGUGUGGUGCUUCUAUACCACAGUCGGUACCCUCUAUGCAACCCGCCAAUUGGAUCGAUGGUAAUUCCUCGUUGUCACUGCAAACACGUUAUAAUCUUCUGCCCCGGAUGGAUGGUACUUCAUCAUCCGCGGCUCCGCCCAGACCCAGUGAUAGUCAGUCACCGUUAGAGGCACCCGGGCGGCGACCGUUGCCUGUGCCACCCCAAACCAAUAUAGGGUCCAAUGAUCCCCAAUUUAAGCAGCCGUCUCCGUCCCAUGUACGGAACUCCUCGCAGUCAGGUUGGCCGUGUUCACCCAUCCCAUCGUCGCCUCCUCCGCCCUAUUCGCGUGGCCCUUUCCCCGAUGAUCAAAUGCUCCCACCCUCUUUACCAAGAUCAACUUCCAAUACAUCCUCGUAUCCUGCUCCCGAGGCACCGGUGAUUUUAACGCCGCUGACGCAAGCUGAACGCUGCGGAGAAGAUGCCGAUAGGCGUGCUCCAUAUGACUCAUUCCUUUGCCACGACCCGCCCCCAGAUACCUGGAUAGUAGUGGAGACUUCGCCGUCCGAGUAUAGACUGGUCGUGCGACUCCCUGGCUUCAGAAGGGAUGGCAUUACAAUCGCUACCCGCAGGCGCCGCAUACUUCACGUAGUCGCUGAUUCAUGGGAGCCUCGAGGUGGGCACUUCGAACGUCGCGUUUUAUUCGGAUAUGACGCCGAUCUGGCGCAAGUGCGCGCUGAAUUUGACGGACAAAUUCUUCGUAUCAUUGUUCCUCGGCGUAUUCCGGCCUGGUACCACCAUCAAUAAAUCCUAUGUCUUGGUCUCUGUCACCUGUCGCUCCUGUUAUGUCAAAAACAACCCGUAGAGGGUUGGGCGCAGCAUAACUGGACAGCAUCGUGCUUCCAUCUAGCAUGUCAUUUCUUCGGAUCUAUCCACCGAGGAUCUGUUCACUUCCACCUGUAUAGUACUCAUCAUGGCCAUUUGACCACUCAUUAGUUUAUUUACUCAACCGGUCUGGUUUUGGUCCGAUGCCAAACGAGGUCAGCCUAAGACUCCCAUGCGCGGUGCUCUGAGUACAUAUCAGUAGCUAUCCACUCGGCACUCGCACCUUUAUCCGA